AUGCGUAAAAGAAAGCGCACACGCUCGAUCUCGAGCACGGAAGACGUAGGCAACACCACCAACGAUGAUAACAAAAAAGUGGUGGAAAAUGGGGCGCGUGAUGUUUCCAGCAUUGAGAGUGAGGCGUCGUGUGAACCAACACGGCCUUUGGGUGUAUUCAUUUGGAGUGACGUGAGCGUGGUGUUAUAUGCCUGUAUGCUAAAACAGUUGCAUUAUACGUGCGGCGUUCUUGCUAUAGAGCGGUCAAGGGAUGUGCGCCAAAAUAUGAUUUAUGCAUUGAAAUCACGUCUAGUAUCCUUUUGGGAGGCUGAGACAGCAAUGCUGAGCGCCAUAGAGCAGGAGAAGCUUGGUAGGGUUUUUCAUUCUCACGUCAAUGCCAUGUUGGAGCGUUUCUCAUCAUUGGUUGCUGCAGACAUGACGGGACGUGACCUUUGUCAUGCGUUUUUACAGGUACUUGACGUGUUUGGGUUCCCUGAAGAGGAGAGUGCCGAGGAGUCGUUACUAGUUGCGAAUAUGCGGAAGAACGCCGAUCCUCACGCGUAUUCGUACCAGGAGCGAACAUCACAUAAACUAAGCGUUUUGCCACGUUAUGAAGGGGAUCGUCGAACCGAGGAACAACAUCGCUUGCCGCGUUUGGGAAGUGUCGUCCAGCUUCCCUCUCCUCACCCACAUUCAGAGAUCAACACGGAUGUUCAGUUGAUUGAACCAAGGAAGCGUCGUCCUCCACUCGACGAAAAUCGCAUCUUUUCUCAUCCAAAGAAGGCGACUUCCUCCGGAAUGGAGGACAUCCUCGUCGACGAAGAGCUGCGCUACCGCUCCCUUGUGGUACU
Messenger RNA from Trypanosoma cruzi, 830 nucleotides. RefSeq lists its product as uncharacterized. The annotation marks the transcript as partial. The record is from RefSeq and is a predicted model, not a curated record. The transcript has a single exon. NCBI's taxonomy places the organism in Eukaryota, Euglenozoa, Kinetoplastea, Trypanosomatida, Trypanosomatidae.